AUGUCGAGACGACCAAGAUACAAACAAGCCACUGGAAUUACUUAUCCUAGUGAGAGUAAUCCCGGAAUUGUUCAAGCCAUUGGAAACAAACCGAAGAAGAAAACGGUUGCUCGAGACGAACCAUCUUUAAUCGUACAACAAGAGGAGGAAAUGGGUCGAAUCAGGCCAAAAAAGGACAAGCAACAGCGUCAAGCCGAAAAGAAAUAUAAGAGGAAAAAUGAUUUGGAUUCUCCUCAGAGUUUGAGACCUCGUCGAGAGGGUGUUCAAAAGUUAAAUGCUUCCCACCGAAGGGGCUCGUGGAGUAAAGCCAAUGCAAUCCACAUCAAUGACCCACCACCUCAAGCGGAGCAACCAGCACAAGAAGAAUAUGAUUCUGAUACACCUACCGAAGAAGGAGGAGAUAAUAGAGAAGUUUCCGAAAAAGAAAAUGGUGAGGAGGAAGUUAACGAAGAUCAAAGUGGUGGCAAGGAAGGUGAUGGAGAAGAAAGUGGUAGCAAGGAAGGUGAUGGACAAGAAAGUGGUGGCAAGGAAGGUGAUGGACAAGAGAAUGGCGGCAAGGAAGGUGAUGGAGAACAAAGUGGUGGAAAGGAAGGUGAUGGACAAGAGAGUGGCGGCAAGGAAGGUGAUGGAGAAGAAAGUGAGGAUGAAGGACCACAGGGAUGCCGAUUUUCAUAUGAAGCCAGGAACGUCAGUGAGUAUGAUGAGGAAAUUGACCACAGAGAUGCCGUUCUUCCAUAA
Molecule: messenger RNA, 738 nt
Organism: Papaver somniferum (opium poppy)
Lineage: Eukaryota; Viridiplantae; Streptophyta; Magnoliopsida; Ranunculales; Papaveraceae
Product: ribosome-binding protein 1-like
Exons: 3
Coding region: 1-738 (245 amino acids)
Source: RefSeq, a predicted model, not a curated record